AUGCUCACGUCGAGACUGAUGCAUCGGGCAUCUGCCUGGUCCCGGCGAGGACUAGCCUCUCGCCGUCAUGUUGGAGUCCCCCAAUGGACAGCUCGACGGUUUAACUCCUCCAAUCCGUCAAGUACAGGCCAGUACACGCCUGAUCCUACCGACCAGAACGGGUCGGAAGAAGAUGGCAAAGGAGGCACUCGCAACGAGGAUCCUAAUUUGAAGUCAACCAUUUUGAAAAUGUUUGAAACAGCCGCAACGACGGCCGCUUCAAUCGCGAUCUUAGGUGUAGCCGGAUACUCAUACCAUCGGUAUUACAAGUAUUUGAUCCUGGAGAAGAUGGACAAUGCUUUCAAGCCAGGAGAUCCCGCUCUUGAGAUUGCCGGUGUUGUUUCGGGAAAACAUCACUACCGCGAUGAAGAGCACUGGGUCACUCGAGAUGAGCAGCCUCGCAUUGAUGAGAUCGUCUCGGGGCGACGGGUCGGCCACUACUACCUCAUUGUAGGUGAAAAGGGCACUGGCAAGACUUCCAUGCUCCUGGAAGCCAUGCGCAAGGUUGAUGGGAAUAGCUGUGCUUUGUUCGAUGCACACGCUGAUCUGGAGAUUUUUCGAAUUCGGCUGGGCAAAGCUCUUGACUUUGAGUUCCACGAGGAUUAUAUUGGAAGUUUGUUCAGCAUUCGCGGCCCUCGGGAUACCACUCCGUUGUUGGACAUUGAACGGGCUUUCAACAAAUUGGAGAAAGUCGCUUUGAGGAGAAGAAAGGCCGGCUCGCCUCCUCUGGUGCUCAUCCUCAACAGCACUCAUCUUGUGCGAGACGACCACGAUGGACAAGACCUGCUCGAGAUGAUUCAACAGCGUGCUGAGCAGUGGGCUGCGAGCGGACUCGUCACAACCAUACUUAAUAGUGAUGACUAUUGGGUUUACGAACGCCUCAAGCGCUACGCAACGCGUAUGGAGGUCAUCGCGGUGUCCGAUCUUCCCAAAGAUAAAGCGAUGGCCGCGCUUCGUAGGUAUCGUAAACAGUUCCGCCACGAGGACCUGCCCGAUUCGGUUUUGGAAGAAGUCUACGACAAAGUUGGCGGCCGUCUGUCUUUCUUGAACCGAGUUGCAAAGUCUCCAGAUGUUCUGAAGACAUGUGAUGAGAUCUGCCAGGCGGAGAAGACGUGGUUCUUGAACAAGUGUUGGGUUCUUGGCUCAGAAAUGGACGAUGAUGUGAUGGAUCAGCAGAAGUACGCUUCUGCUGCCAUGGUCCUCGCUAAGGCGCUGGUCGAUGCGGAGAAGGACAUGGAGAAAAGCUACGACCCGCAUCGGGGACAUAUCCUCCCUGAGAUCCCACUGCACAAAGCGCGUCAAGUCAUGACACGUGCCGACUUCAUACAGUCUUACGACCAUGACAAUAUUUUCACCAUUGACUCCCGAGCCGUGGUGCGCGCUGAUUCCGUGCCCAUGCAGCAGGCCUUCCGGGAGAUUUGUGCCGAGAAAGGAUUCGAACAGUAUCUGAAUGACACUUUGGAACGUAUUGGUGACAUCGAGAGUCUCGGCCGUACCCGUGAAUUGACCAUCAAGGACUUGUGGAACCAGGGCAAGUACCGGAUGGUGGUCCGGGAUAAUCACGGACGCGAGAGCGGUACAGUCGAAUUCGCACACGCAGAACGCGAGGGUGACGAUGACGAUUGA
Molecule: messenger RNA, 1665 nt
Organism: Penicillium oxalicum
Lineage: Eukaryota; Fungi; Ascomycota; Eurotiomycetes; Eurotiales; Aspergillaceae
Product: ATP-binding protein
Exons: 5
Coding region: 1-1665 (554 amino acids)
Source: RefSeq, a predicted model, not a curated record